AACUUUUUUUUAAUUCUAAAAAAUCUGUCGGAAAUGUCCCAAAAUCGACGAAAAAUCAACCAAUAACAACUCAAAAACUAUUUGUCAUUCAAUAUUUUACUUGCUACUCUUAAAAAAUUACAUUGUGAGAAUUUGUGGGCCUCAAUUAAUCGAAAAUUGGCAUUUCGUGUAAUUUUUUGUUCAAUAAAUUUAAUCUUCACUCUUUCAUCGAAUAAAGCCCAUUUGAAUUUAAAAUCCCCAUCAUCAAAGCCCUUUAAUCCCGACCAAAAAUGUAUCGCACAAAGCUCGCGUCUGGUCGAAAUCUUCAAUGAGCUUUGGGUGUGUGUGGGCGUUCAUUGAUCCUAGCGAGUCCUUAUCAGAGUGGGUCGACGGGGAUCAACAUGGCUGCUACCUGAAUUCCUUCAGUGGUUAAAAUCGCGCAAAAGUGUCCCCAAAUCGGCCAAAAAGUCUCCCUAUGCGAUUUAAAGUGGCGACGAGGAGAACUUCACAAUUCGUCUCGGCAGGAUGGCAGCCGACGAUAGCAUGGACGACGACGUGUUCGAGAGUCAAGAGGAUAGUCUGAGAGUUUCAGGACAGAAGAACACCCCCUCUCCCACGGGGUAUAGGGAUUAUAAGCCUCCGGCUGAAGUACUCAAACUUUGCCAGACUGAUGUACUCGAAGACUGCGAACAGAUCGUCCAUAAGACGAUCCUUUUGGGGGACAGCGGCGUCGGCAAGACCUCCCUCUUGGUCAAAUUCGACACCGGCCGAUUCCAAUCGGGGAACUUCUCCGCCACGGUGGGCAUCGGUUUCACGAAUAAAGUAGUUACAGUGGAUCAGACCAAAGUGAAACUCCAAAUAUGGGACACGGCGGGACAAGAGCGCUUCAGGAGCGUCACCCACGCUUAUUACCGGGACGCGCACGCCCUUCUGUUGCUUUACGACGUCACCAACAAAACAAGCUUCGACAAUAUCCGCGCUUGGCUCAGCGAGAUCCGCGAGUACGCCCAAGACGACGUCGUGAUCAUGUUAUUAGGAAAUAAAGCGGAUUGCGGGAGUGACAGGGCCGUCCGCAGGGAGGACGGGGAGCGAUUAGCCCGGGAAUACAACGUCGCUUUUAUGGAAACGUCGGCAAAGAGCGGGCAAAACGUCGAAUUGGCCUUCUUGGCCGUUGCAAGGGAGCUGAAAUAUCGGCUAAGUGGCAAUCGCACUGAUCGAAACAAAUUCUCAGUUCAAAAUUACGUCAAGGAACAAACACAAAAACCGCCUUGUCCUCCUUGCACCACCUAGACAUUUCACAGUUGGGACCCAGAACAAUACGAAUUAACACCAAAGGACAUUUGGAUGUAAGACAGUCUGUGAUAAAGACAGACUUGAUGGACUUGUAGUUGCUUUUCUUAGUGUGCCAUCUUCUUCUUUUGGUAAGUGUGUACGUAUCAUAUCAUGUGUUAAGUUGGUACACGUGGGGCGGUAAUGACACUAAUGAUAUUGUUAGUACAAUAAUUUUUAAAGCAUAUACACCCUGUAUAAAUAAAUGAAUUCGUUUCAUAGUCGCUAGGGAAUCAAAUAUUAUAUAUUCUGUUAUGUGGUGUACGGAGUCUUUAAAUAAAUUAUUUAUAUGGCA
Molecule: messenger RNA, 1603 nt
Organism: Tribolium madens (black flour beetle)
Lineage: Eukaryota; Metazoa; Arthropoda; Insecta; Coleoptera; Tenebrionidae
Product: ras-related protein Rab-37-like
Exons: 7
Coding region: 505-1269 (254 amino acids)
Cellular component (GO): Golgi apparatus; endosome
Molecular function (GO): GTP binding; GTPase activity
Source: RefSeq, a predicted model, not a curated record